AAAGGUCAAGCGACAUUUGCACAAUCGUUUGGCUUCCAUUAGCAAGAGUGAGGCAGCUAUAUUCAACAACGGGCGCAAAAUUCAUUCGAAGGAAGGAAUUUUGAAAUUUCUGUCACAAACGGUUUUCAUUAUCCUCCACGACGAUCAUAUUUUUCUAAGCACACUUUCGUCGCUUGGGUUGAUCGUGCGUUCGUUGGAUUGUUGCAGUUUUUGUCUUUUCAUUAAUUGUUGAUUUUUUUGUUAAACGUAAACGUUGAUUGCAUAGCAUUUAAUCGACGAGUAAGCGGCAAGGACGGACGCGCGAUAUCCUUGUAUAUAUAUUACGGCUGGCUAGUUUUCUUCUGGCGUGUAUUUUACAUAUUUACUGCGUGCAAUCUACGCUUUGGUAAAUCAACGACGAAAGGUAGCGGAUUUUGGUUAGGUACGGUGCAUCAGUGCAGUAAACGUGCCUACAAGUGUGUGUGUGUAACCAGCUAAAACUAAGCUCAAGAUGGCCCAAAAGACUGACGAUAAAACUUCCGACAUACCAGAGCGACUCUAUGAUGCAACCACACGGUCCACUUAUAAGCGGAUGCGAUUCUUCGGAAAAGGUGGCUUUGCAAAAUGCUACGAGAUUGUCGAUGUGGAAACCAACAAUGUAUACGCAGGAAAAAUCGUGUCAAAAAAGUUGAUGAUGAAGCAUAAUCAGAAAGAAAAAAUGUCACAGGAAAUCACAAUACACAAAAGUCUCAGUCAUGAAAAUAUUGUUAAGUUCCAUAGUUUCUUUGAGGAUAGCUAUAACAUUUAUAUUGUUUUGGAAUUGUGCAAAAAGCGGUCAAUGAUGGAGCUGCAGAAGCGUCGUAAAACAAUAACGGAGUACGAAUGUCGUUAUUACAUCUAUCAAAUUAUACAGGGUGUGAAAUAUUUGCAUGAUCAUCGCAUCAUACAUCGCGAUCUCAAAUUAGGCAACCUCUUUUUGGAUGAUCUGUUGCAUGUAAAAAUCGGCGAUUUUGGUCUUGCAACGCGAGUAGAGUACGAAGGUGAACGCAAAAAGACACUUUGUGGCACACCCAAUUAUAUUGCGCCUGAGAUCCUCAACAAAAAAGGCCAUUCAUUCGAGGUGGACAUUUGGUCAAUAGGUUGUGUUAUGUAUACGCUACUGGUUGGCCAACCUCCGUUUGAGACAAAAACAUUAAAGGAUACAUAUGAGAAAAUCAAAAAGUGCCAAUAUAGGGUUCCAAGCUAUCUGCGCAAGUCCGCCGCAGAUAUGAUUGUCGCUAUGUUACAAUCCAACCCAGAUCUGCGCCCAACUAUUGGCAAACUACUGUCGUUUGAAUUCCUUAGCUGUUCGCCAGUGCCAAUGUUCUUGCCUAGCUCUUGCUUGACCAUGGCACCACGACUAGAAAUGAAUGAGGCUUUGACCACAGAUGCUAUGGGAAAUCGCAAACCUUUGCUGGAAUUGAACGGAAUCAAGGAUGAUACACGGUUGGAGCAUACAUUCCUUAAAAAUAAUCUACACGAUGCAAUCACUGCUUCUGCACAAGUUUUCCGACACAAUGAGGACUAUCGUGCGGAUAUUGAAAGCCUUCACCAACAAUUAACAGAGCUCAUUAAUGCUAAGCCAAAACUGCUGCCGCGCAAUUUGGGAGAUGAAAAUACUGAUCCAGCAGCGCAACCACUAUUCUGGGUAUCAAAAUGGGUGGAUUAUAGUGACAAAUACGGUUUCGGCUAUCAGUUGUGUGACGAGGGUAUGGGCGUUAUGUUUAAUGAUACCACAAAGCUUAUACUACUGCCCAAUCAAAUCAAUGUGCAUUUCAUCGACAAAGAUGGCAAGGAAACGUACAUGACCACAACUGACUACUGUAAGACGUUAGACAAGAAAAUGAAGUUGCUUACCUAUUUUAAACGGUACAUGACCGAACAUCUUGUCAAAGCCGGAGCGAAUAAUGUAAAUUUUGAAAGCGAUCAGAUCUCUCGUAUGCCGCAUUUGCACUCAUGGUUUCGCACAACAUGCGCGGUGGUCAUGCAUUUGACCAAUGGCUCUCUACAGCUAAAUUUUUCCGAUCAUAUGAAGAUUAUUUUGUGUCCACGCAUGAGCGCCAUCACAUACAUGGACCACGAAAAGAAUUUCCGUACUUAUCGAUUCUCAACUAUCAAGCAACAUGGCUGUUCUAAGGAUCUUUACCAAAAAAUUCGUUAUGCACACGAGAAACUUAGUAAAAUGUUGGAGAAAAUGUUAUUUUAGUUCGAAAUCAUUCAAUUUUCAGUAGAAGCAGCUAGCUUAAGAUUCGCUUUUUGCGUUAAUUUGGCCAUUCUAAUGUAUAAUGUGUUAAAGUUUCUACUAGCGCUCUUAGCCAUGCACCAACCAAUCAAAUGAUUUACUGUCCCGUGAAAAAACAAAUAUUUUCUA
Molecule: messenger RNA, 2389 nt
Organism: Rhagoletis pomonella (apple maggot)
Lineage: Eukaryota; Metazoa; Arthropoda; Insecta; Diptera; Tephritidae
Gene: polo
Product: serine/threonine-protein kinase polo
Exons: 7
Coding region: 491-2224 (577 amino acids)
Biological process (GO): protein phosphorylation; regulation of cytokinesis; mitotic cell cycle
Cellular component (GO): cytoplasm; nucleus; centrosome
Molecular function (GO): ATP binding; protein binding; protein serine/threonine kinase activity
Source: RefSeq, a predicted model, not a curated record